AUGCCUAUUAAGCUGCCCAAGACAUUUGGUGGUCGCCGGAAGUCGUCUGGCAAUAUUCUGGAAGAGGUGGACGCACAACAGCAGUCCUCCUUCCGUGUCUUCGAGCGACCAGGCCCUCACAGAUCAAUGACAGAAGGUGCGCCUUUAAGCAAGCGCAUGAGCGAGGGCAAUGCCGUGCCGUCGACAUUGGAGGAUCCCGACAACAUUUUCGCCGGAACCGAGCAACCCCUGAGGAAGCGUGGCCCAACAUACGAGAGCUCGACUUCGACCCGACUCAGUUCCUCAUCGACCUUGCCAUCCUCCACGGAGGUUCCACCACCCGAUGAGGCCACAUCCCCGCAUUCGAGAAUGAACGAUAUCCCCGUUCCGCCUCCACUUGCGGCAGGCUUGCGCGCUGCUGCAGGCAGAACAUUCUCUUUUGGUGGCCGAUUCGGCAAAUCAUCGACACCUGCGCCUCUGCCCAGAAUUGAUACACCUGAUGCAUCGACGAGACGGGUCCAAACUGCCAGUACUGAUAGCACGGCUACCCCGCCGAAAUUGGCGGAUGGGCAAUUCAAUCUCGGGGCGGAUCUUGGAGGCGGAAGCACUGAUGAUUUUGGAAAGAUGUUUGAUCAUCUAGGCAAGCGGGACAGCGCCAUGUUGCGGGACCCAUCCCCUCGGCGGUCGAAGCAGUAUUCUUCGUCUCCUCCCACACAGGCUCUGCCUGAGUUCCAGGCCGGUGGAAGUGGAAGGGUACAACGGCCUGCGCCUCUGAACAUUGAUCGAUCCUCGGCCGUUGAACCCUCUCCUUAUUCAUGGGACAGCCAUCGUUCUCGUCAUUCCGAUGAUAAUUUGCUCAAUGAUCCAGACGUCGCACGAAUGGGCGACUUGGUGAUUGACAAUUCUUCUCCCGCCCACAACCCGGAUGCAGGAUUCCGCCGGGCAUCGCCAGGUUCGUCCCAGGCGCUGGGUGCUACAACUAACCAUCGAUCUCUCGAGCGACCACGAUCGGAUUACAAUAGUCUACGCCGGAGUGGAAUUUACUCGGGUAGACAAGCCGGUAGUCCGAUUGAUGAUGAGGAUGCAAAAAUGGUCAGGCAAUCCCUGCUGUGGAGCAAAGAGAGCUCUCCGCCACUGAACGACAACACGCCCCUCUACUAUAAAAGCAAAACUGUCAGCCCGGAUUAUGUGAACCCAGAGCCUGAAUCGAUGUUCGCGGAACGACACGAGCCUGAUCCGACCAUUGCGGCCCACGCGCGACUCGCGGUUCAAUACGCCGAGAAAAUGCCCAAGACGAACUCCCCGGGCAAUAAGGUUAUGACACCCUCUCAAUUUGAGCAUUAUCGGCAGCAACAGGAACUGCGGAGAGCCAAUAGCAGUGCUUCCAAGAGUGAAGACGAAGAGGAAGCGGAAGCAAACGAAUUUGAUGAAGAAGACGAGAUCGAGAAGCAGCGCGAGGCGGAACGACAGCGGCGCAAGCAGGAGGCUCACAUGUCGAUCUAUCGCCAGCAGAUGAUGAAAGUGACUGGACAACAAGCAGGAUCGCCAUUCCUUCGUCCCGUUAUGAGUGGAGGGAGCAGCAGCGUCCCUAAUUUGAAUCGACUUUCCGGUUCUAUCGGCAAUACCUCUAGCGGUAAGAGCAAUGAGGAGGAUGACGAUGAGGUCCCGUUGGGUAUUCUUGCGGCUCACGGAUUCCCGAACCGCAAUCGUCCACCAUCUCGCUUGAUCAAUGUCAGCUCCAACCCGAACCUUCGUGCGUCUAUGCAACCCCCGUAUGCGUCUUCUUCGAGCUCAGUUGUUGGUGCCGAACAAGGCGGCCGGGGUGGACUACCUGUUUUCGCCCGAGCUCUUCCUCGGGAUCCUUAUUAUGGCGCUGGCCUGGUCGCUGGGCCAAACCGCGAGUCUCUCGCUAUGGGUGGAGGAUCGGGCUCGGUGUACGGAGGCGCCUCGUCACCAGGCCCUCAUCCGGGUGGCCUGGUUAAUGUAAUUGCCAACGAAGAGCGGGCACGCGCAAUGCGACGCGGAAGCCCGAAUACCCAGGCGAUAUAUAAUAUGGGCGAGGUGCCUCGGCCGUUCUCGAUGAUGGGUCCGCAGCCAAUGAAUCCUAACGAGCAGGCUCAGCUGCAGCUGUCCCGUCAAAUGGCAGAUAUGAUGCAAAUGCAGAUGCAAUGGAUGCAGAUGCAAAUGCAAAUGCAGGGUGUGCCGGGAACCCCGCCUCCGAUGACGGUAAAUGGCAUGCUUGCUCCUCCUGGCAUGGGUGGUAUGCCUAUGGCUGGACCUCCGAUGGGCCCUCGCCCUCCCUCCAUGUCUGGCUUCCCAAUGGCAGGCCCACCGUCGAUGGGAGGCACCCCUUCAAUUAUGGGAGGCAGGCCAGUCUCCAUGCCUGGUCCGGCCCCUGGUGCCAAUCCCAAUUUCGACCAUCGCGCCCUCAGCAUGCUUGACACGAACGUCGCCGUGCGUCGCACUGGCUCGCCAAUGCCCAAUCUAUCUGGACCACCAUUCCAACCUCCGAACCCGGGCUACGCCUCAUCAAUCGCUCCCUCAGAGCGUAGUAAUGCCGGCCUAGCCUCUCGUUAUCGUCCCGUGUCGGUCAUGCCGGGCGAGGGCGCAAAUGCUCCAUCGCACCUGAACACCUAUGCAGAUGAAAAUCAGCGCGCCGGACUGCAGACAUCUCAAUCGCAGCCUCAUCUACCAAAGUCAUCGUCCCUCGCCACCGUUACGGUCCACCCCGUCUCCCCGGGCGGCCGCAAGGUCCAAAACACCGAUGACGACGAUGACGACGAAGCCUGGGCCGAGAUGAUGAAGAAACGCGACAAGAAGAAGAGCAGCUGGAAAAUGAAGCGAGGAAAUUCCUCGCUCGGAGACCUGCUGAGUGCCGUGCACUAA
Penicillium atrosanguineum is the source of this 2865-nucleotide messenger RNA. RefSeq lists its product as uncharacterized. The coding region runs from base 1 to 2865 and encodes 954 amino acids. Lineage: Eukaryota; Fungi; Ascomycota; Eurotiomycetes; Eurotiales; Aspergillaceae. The record is from RefSeq and is a predicted model, not a curated record. The transcript has 3 exons.